Messenger RNA from Phaedon cochleariae (mustard beetle), 3012 nucleotides. The record is from the annotation of a GenBank genome assembly. NCBI's taxonomy places the organism in Eukaryota, Metazoa, Arthropoda, Insecta, Coleoptera, Chrysomelidae.
AUAGUGGCUAGCUGAUAAUCCCAAAAUGGGCUUGGUGAAUAAUCCUUUGCAUCUAUUGAAAGUUGGAUUGAAUAAUACUUUUGAAGGAAAAGAAGCAUGGCAAAUUGUAACAUUGACCACUACAGUUGUUUUAACAACUGUAUGGCUUUAUGACUUUUUGUUUCAAGAUGAAAGUAUCAUACAAAGAGGAAAAAAAACUGUGUUUAGAAUAGCUAAGCGUAUUCCUGCAGUGAGAAAAAAACUUGAAGAUGAGUUGGCAAACAUUUCUCAGAAUUUUGAAGAUGAUGUGAAAGAAAGAACCAAAGAUUUAGUUUAUAUCAGAAGUUUACCACUAAAAGGACUUGCCAAAGAGGAUAUUUUGAAUUACCUUCAACAAAAUCUGAAUCUAGGUGAUUAUAACUGGAAAGGAGGAUUGGUGUCUGGGGCUGUCUAUUAUUUCAAUAAUGAUUUGAUUGAUUUAGUCAGUGAUGUAUAUGGUAAAACAUCUUACACUAAUCCCUUACAUCCAGACUUGUUUCCUGGAGUCUGUAAGAUGGAAGCAGAAGUUAUAACAAUCACUGCAGGCUUAUUCCAUGGGGAUGAAAAUGUUUGUGGAUCAAUAACAAGUGGUGGAACUGAAUCCAUCAUAAUGGCAUGCAAAGCCUUCAGAGACUAUGCAAGAGAAGUCAAAGGCAUCAAAAAGCCUGAAAUAGUUGUUCCUGUUACAGUACAUUCUGCCUUUGACAAAGCAGCACAAUAUUUGGGACUGAAAGUUAGAUCCAUAGAAGUUAGUACACAAACCUACCAAGUUGAUAUGAGAUCUUUUAGAAGGGCAAUCAAUGGAAAUACAGUUCUGUUAGUUGGUUCUGCCCCCAAUUUCCCAUAUGGUACUAUGGAUGACAUAUCUGCUAUAUCUGAAUUAGGGUUGAAAUAUAAUAUUCCUGUUCAUGUUGAUUCCUGUCUAGGUGGAUUUUUGAGUUGUUUUAUGGAAGAUGCUGGUUAUCCUAUUCCUUUGUGUGAUUUUAGAUUGCCUGGUGUGACUAGUAUAUCUGCUGAUACACAUAAAUAUGGAUUCACACCCAAAGGUUCUUCUGUGAUCCUGUACCGAGAGAAAAAAUAUCGUCACCAUCAGUAUACAGUGACAACUGAUUGGCCUGGUGGUGUUUACGGGUCCCCUAGUAUAGGUGGUUCCCGACCUGGGGGAAGCAUAGCCGUAUGCUGGGCCACCCUAUUAAAUUUCGGCAAAGAAGGUUAUGUCGAGGCAACGAGAAAUAUUAUCCACACAACGAUGUAUAUCGAAAAAGGACUCAGACGCAUGAAAGGUAUAUUCAUUUUCGGCCAACCUGUAACCAGCGUGAUAGCCUUGGGUUCGGAGGAUUUCGAAAUAUACAGGCUGUCAACUGCUUUGAAAGAGAGGGGAUGGAAUUUGAAUGUGUUGCAGUUUCCCUCUGGUAUUCACUUAUGCAUCACACAUAUGCACACCCAACCAGGUGUAGCGGAUAAAUUUUUGGAAGACGUGAAAAGUUCCUUGACAGAGAUCAUGAAGAAUCCUUCAGAGCCUGUUGAGGGCAAGAUGGCACUUUAUGGAGUUGCCCAACAGCUGCCUGAUAGAUCUAUUGUUGGCGAUUUCACAAGGCUAUUCUUGGAUUCCAUGUACUAUGUGCCACCCAAGAAUAAUGAGACUGUAUAAUGCCAUGGUAGAUUCUUGUUUGAUUCUACAUUUAUAAUUCAUUGAACAAAGUAUAAACUGUCACGUGCUUGGAUUUUACACUGGAAUUUAAACGAAUUUCUUGUGGUUGAAAAUACUGAUGGUUUUGUGAGACACAUGUUUUUGGCAAUAUUUACUAGAUUCUAGCCGAAAUCAUGUUUGUCACAAAUCUGUUUUAUUAUUGAAUGAAAAUGUAUAGUCUAUUAUGAAGUAAUUAUGUACUUGAGUAAAUUUUAUAUCUGUUAUGGCCGUGGUCGUGAAAACACACUUAAACGUCCAUGGUUAUGGUAUCAUUGAAUGAACUAUUAUAUCCCUCUAAGCAUUCAGAAAAUACAUAAUGGAAACAUUACAUUACAGGGUGUCUCUGUAUAUUUUGACCCCUACCUACAGCUUCAACUAUACGAGAUAGAAAAAAACUUCAUCUGUACUAAGUAUCUUUUGGCACUCCUCAAAAAAACAAAUUCGAAUGGCAAAAUAGAAAAAAACACUCCAAAUCAGUCUUUCAAAUGGAACACCCUGUAUAUUUUCAUCUCUAGGGAAAGAUCUCUUCUGCUGUUCAAAAAUUUGUAUGUAUAGUUUGCUAAUGUUUUAAGCCGUUUUUCACCUAUUUAGCAUUGCAUCAAAGUUGCCAAUAACAUUUUGAUGGCUGUCGACAUGACAGACAUUCGAUGGAAACAAAACAGGCAGAGUUUUUGACAUCUCUGGCAGUUUUUAACAAAAAUGGGUUGUUCCAUAGAGGAAAAAUACGCGGGAUGGUAAGAUUAUAUUAUGAAAAUAUUGCAAAAAAUUCAGUAGUGCAGCAAGAAUUUAGUCGAAAACGGCUAAAUAAGGGAACAUGAGCAAACUACAUACAUAUAUUUGUAACAGAAGAAAAAUAUCUUUCACAUUAGCUAAAAAUAGACAGGGUGUUCCUUUUCGAAAAACUGAUUUGGACUCUUGUUCUGUUUCUAUUUUGCGAUUCGCAUUUGUUUACUAGAGUAGUACCAAAAGAUGGUACAGAUAUGCAACCCCACAAAUUUCAUAUUUGAAGUUCUUCCACCUCGUUUCGUUGAAGCUGUCGUAGGUAUUAGUCAAAAUAUAAGGAGACGCCCUGUACAAAAUUAUUCAAAUUAAUAAGUGUAUAUUGAUACUUUGAUAUCAUCAAAGGUACUUCAACAUUGUUCAAGUAUUUUCAGCGCUCUUUAAAGUGUAAAAAUGGAAGAAAAUAAUACAAUUGAGCAUCUUGUUCUCGAGUUUUGAUGAAAAAUACAAUGUUUUUACAUGAAAAUCCCUGUUCUUUAUUUUUUUUCUGUUAAGUAUCAAAUAAAAGUAAUAGGGUUCAUAAA